Messenger RNA from Trichoderma asperellum CBS 433.97, 933 nucleotides. RefSeq lists its product as uncharacterized. The record is from RefSeq and is a predicted model, not a curated record. NCBI's taxonomy places the organism in Eukaryota, Fungi, Ascomycota, Sordariomycetes, Hypocreales, Hypocreaceae.
CAUCAUCAUCCAUCCCUCCAUUGUUUGAGACAGUGACAUUAACUCAACGUUGCACGACCGCGAAUCGUACAAACUCAUCCAUUUGUACGUCUUUUUGCUUCUCGCCAUCCCCUUUUUACCGUUUCUCGGUUUUGAUCGCCUUCAGACAGCUAACUCGCCGCUUUUUGCCCCCCCAUAGGCAACCUUAGUCUUGUAUUCCAACCCAGCCAACUUUGGGAACAAGCCUUUCUCUCUCCAUCAAUCCACCAAACUACACACACAUAACAAACAAAACAACUCAAACCUUUAUUCACAAUGGCUCCUCGCGUUCCUCGUCUCCCCAAGGCCAGACCCACCGAGAUCUUCUGCGUCUCCGCCGCCGGCGUCGGUGUCCUCGCGCCUCUGUACAUGGCCUGGCCCGGUGCCGAAGAGAAGAUUGCCAAGCAGACCACCAAGUGGGCUCCUCGCUGGGAGCGCAACAUCAACUACCUCUCCAACCCUGCUGAGCGCACUGCCCAUCGCAUUGAGCCCCCCAUCUCCAAGGUGGUAAAGAAGCUGGACGAGAAGCUGCCGCUGGAGAAGAUGGCCAAGGGCAUGGAGAGGGGCAUCCGCAAGUCCAUUGAUCGCUUCAGCGGCCCCAAGUCAGAAUAAGUCGCUGCAUGACAUUGUGCUUUUGAUGUCUUUUUAGUUGAUGGCCAUCAUGUCCUUUCUUUCUUUUGUAUUAUUGUCAUGGCUUCUUUUGGGGAUGGCAGACGGUUUCUGGAGACGGCUGGAGCCUAUGAAAUGAAAUCAUCGGGCUCGCCAUGUGGCGUUGGUAAUUGAUUUGUAUCAUCUUUUAUAACUCAGAUGCUGCCUGCAUGCUUCUUCGUCUUGAUUAGCGAAACUGGGUCAACAAAUACAAAAAAAAUUUGAAUCACACUUAGUUUUUAUUUGAUUUCAAUGUGAAGCCUUUCU